AUGGAUAAGCUUAUUUCCCCGUCCUCCCCGGUACCCGCCUCGUUCUCCUUUUCCGAGCCGUCAUGCAUGAUUCUCGAACUACCUUCCUGCGAAGUCCCGGAGCAGUGGCUGCUCGCUGAUGAUGUCCUUGUGGGCAAGAACGAGAACGAUGAUAUUGGCGCCUGCCUGUGGGAGAUGCCGGCGGACGGCGGCGUGCUCUCCCCUGACUCUGAGCUCGCCAAGCUGCUCCCGAGCCUCUCAGCGCCGGCUCCGCAACGCCCGGCGAAGCGGCGGGGCCGGAAGCCAGGGCCGCGCCCGGGCGCCAGGGCAGCCGCCGGCCACGUGGAGUCCGAGCGGCAGCGCCGCGAGAAGCUGAACCGCCGGUUCUGCGACCUCCGCGCCGCCGUGCCCACCGUGUCGCGCAUGGACAAGGCCUCCCUCCUCGCGGACGCCGCGCGGUACAUUGCCGAACUCCGCGCCCGCGUGGCGCAGCUCGAGUCCGAGGCCAGGCACGCCGCCGUGGCGAGGUGGGAGCGGAGCGCCGAUGGCGACGGCGACGGCGACCAAGGCGCGGGCGUCGUCGACGAUGAGCUGUACGUGCGGGAGGUGGGCCGGGACACGGCCGUGGUGCGCGUGACGAGCGGCGCGCGCCACGCACCCGCGCUGCUGAUGGGUGCGCUCCGGUCGCUGGAGCUGCAGGUACAGCACGCGUGCGUGAGCCGCGUGCACGGCGUGACCACGCAGGAUGUUGUCGUCGACGUGCCCCGGGGGGCCACCGCGCUCCAGGACGACGAAGGUCUUCGCAUGACGCUGCUCCAGAGGCUGCAGGCCAGCGACUAG
Messenger RNA from Miscanthus lutarioriparius, 819 nucleotides. NCBI's taxonomy places the organism in Eukaryota, Viridiplantae, Streptophyta, Magnoliopsida, Poales, Poaceae. The record is from the annotation of a GenBank genome assembly.